Molecule: messenger RNA, 2436 nt
Organism: Sorghum bicolor (sorghum)
Lineage: Eukaryota; Viridiplantae; Streptophyta; Magnoliopsida; Poales; Poaceae
Exons: 4
Coding region: 1-2436 (811 amino acids)
Biological process (GO): DNA integration
Molecular function (GO): nucleic acid binding
Source: RefSeq, a predicted model, not a curated record
AUGCCCUGGCUGCCUUUACUGCUACUCGGCCGCCGCCGCCGUCUCCUCUUGGUCCUCUCUCUGAGCCGAGCAGGGGUGGGGGGGGCCGUGGCGGCCGCCAUCGCCGCGGCGGGCGACGUGGUGGCGGUCCUAGCGGUGAACCUCGUCUGGUUUCUGCACCUCCAUGGGCACCACCUCGCCCAGAUCCAGCUUUUGCAUCAACAGCACCCGAUGACCUUGGCCACCUCUUUCAACACCAUGGCUCCACCUCCUCCUAUCGGGCCUGCUUGGAUUGUCGACUCGGGAGCUACUUACCACACUACUCCCGACCCAGGAAUACUCUCCUCCGUUCGCCCUCCUUCUUUUUCCCAUCCUUCAUCCAUCAUGGUCGCUAAUGGCUCGUGUCUUCCUAUCACAUCCGUGGGAGCCGCCGGCACUCAUGGCCCAUUUCGUCUUCCCGACAUUCUUGUUGCACCUUCUAUGGUUCACAACCUUCUUUCUAUUCGCAAGUUUACUGCUGACAACUCCGGCUCUAUCGAGUUUGACUCUUCUGGUGUUACUGUGAACGAUUUGGCUUCUCGGCGUCCCCUCCUUCGAUGCAACUACACGGGGCCACUUUACACUCUUCGCUUUCCGACUACGUCUUCUUCCUCGCCUCCUGCUUUGUCAGCUGCUUUCACCACCACCUCGUCCUCCACUAUUUGGCACCAUUGUCUCAGCCAUCCUGGUCGUGAUGCCUUGACGCAGCUGAGUCGUAGUUUCGACAUUCAGUGCCCUCGAGCUCACGAGGAGCACUUGUGUCAUGCGUGCCAGCUGGGCCAUCAUUCUGAUGCUUUUCCCACGCUCCUCCACUUCUUCACUUGGGUGUCCACUCAGUUCGGCCUCACCAUCAAGGCCGUCCAGUGCGACAAUGGUCGAGAGUUCGAUAACUCUGCCUCUCGUGCCUUCUUUCUCUCUCACGGUGUCCAGCUGCGCAUGUCUUGCCUGUACUCCUCCUCUCAGAACGGCAAGGCUGAGCGCAUGAUUCGCACCACCACCGAGACCAUGUGCACCCUCCUUCUUCAGGCGUCGCUCCCUGCGCGCUUCUGGCCCGAGAGCCUCCACACCUCCACCUACCUCCUUAACCGCCUUCCUUCCGUUGCCUGCCCAGCUCCCACGCCUCACCAUGCUCUGUUCGGCACCCCUCCUCAGUACGACCACCUUCGCAUCUUCGGGUGUGCGUGCUACCCUAACACCACAGCCACUGCUCCCCACAAGCUGGCACCCCGUUCGACUCUCUGUGUCUUCCUCAGAUACUCCCCGAACCACAAGGGGUACCGGUGCUAUGAUCUCACCUCUCGUCGGGUCCUCAUCUCUCGCCAUGUGGUGUUUGAUGAGUCUGUCUUCCCUUUCUCCACCACCACCACUCCGACUUCCGCCCCUGACCUCGACUUCUUCUCGUCGUGUCCCGCUGACCCGGUGGCCCAGCCACCUUUACUGUUUCCUGUAGGUCUUGCUCGACCAAGGUCUUCGCCGGCAUCGUGUCCCGGCUCGCCGCCCACCGGCGCGGCCCCCGACUCGGUGCCUUGCACGGGUCCGGUGGCCACGCCCCUCCGGGUGGUUCCUGCCACUAUGCCUAUCGCGGCCCUGGGGACGCCGGUGUUCGUUCCUCCGGCACCCUACGCCCAACCGGUGCCCGUUGCACCCCCGGCGCGCUUCGCCCAGCCGGUGCACGUCUACCAGCGCCGGGCGCGGGAGAUCCCUCCUCCGCCACCGGGGGUGGCCUCUCAUUCGCCGGCGAUGCCCCUGCCUCGGUCGCCAUCGGUGGUGUCUCCUCCACCGUCGCCACCGCCACCACCGGUGGUCUCCUCUCCACCGGCCACGCCUACUCCGCCACCGCAGGCCUCGACUACACGUGUUGUGUCGCCGGUGUACCACCCGACGCUUCUUCACCGCGACCCGCGUCAUGUCCACCCGAUGGUGACGCGGCACGCGGCUGGUACCCUGCAGUCCCGGGCUCUUGCAGCGAUGCCCGGCGACUCGCAGGUCUCUCCUGUACCCUCUUCUGUCCGCGUCGCCCUGUUGAACCCUCACUGGCGCCGCGCGAUAGAAGAGGAGUACGCGGUGCUUCUCGCCAACCAGACUUGGGAUCUGGUGCCGCGUCCAUCUGGCGCCAACAUUGUCACCGGCAAGUGGUUCUGGACUCACAAGCGGCGGGCUGAUGGCAACCUUGAGCGGUACAUGGCUAGUUGGGUUCUCCGGGGUUUCACUCAGCGCCCCGGGGUUGACUACGAUGAGACCUUCAGUCCUGUGGUGAAGCCGGCGACCGUCCGCGCAGUGCUCUCUCUGGCCCUUGCUCGCUCUUGGCCGGUGCACCAGCUGGAUGUGAAGAAUGCUGUUCUGCACGGGCAUCUUACUGAGACGGUCUACUGCACUUCCAGUCCUUCACUAUUGCGCCGCAUCAUCAGCGCUCCUUAG